This is a messenger RNA of Triticum turgidum subsp. durum (durum wheat), 1923 nucleotides long. NCBI's taxonomy places the organism in Eukaryota, Viridiplantae, Streptophyta, Magnoliopsida, Poales, Poaceae. The record is from the annotation of a GenBank genome assembly.
AUGCCUCUCGAGCUUUUCCACUUGGUCACUCUGCUCCUUCUCCUCGUGGCUGCUGAUUGGGGUCUUGCGGCCACGGUCGGCAGCGACGAUGGUCGGCAGUUCGCCUACAAUGGCUUUGCCGGCACGAACCUCACUCUCGACGGUGUGGCCAAGGUCACGCCCAACGGCCUCCUCAUGCUGACCAACGGCACCAUCCAGCAGAAAGGGCACGCCUUCCACCCGUCUCCGGUCCGCUUCCGCGCCGCGCGCUCCUUCUCGACGACCUUCGUCUUCGCCAUCUUCGGGCAGUACAUCGACCUGAGCAGCCCUGGCAUGGCCUUCUUCAUCACCACGUCUAGGGAGGUGCUGUCCACGGCGCUCCCAGGCCAGUACAUGGGCCUCCUCAACGCCACGAACAACACCAACCGGGAAGCCCACAUCUUCGCCGUGGAGUUGGACACCCUCCACAACUCCGAGUGCCACGACUUAAACGGCAACCAUGUCGGCGUCGACCUGGAUAGCAUGGUGUCCCGAGAUUCCGCCGAUGCUGGUUACAACGACGAUGCCACGGGCCGGUUCCUCAACCUAAGCCUCAUCAGCCGGAAGGCAAUGCAGGUAUGGGUGGACUACUAUGCCUCUGCCACAGAGAUCACCGUGACCAUGGCUCCCCUUGGUGUAGCCAAGCCCAAGAAGCCCCUACUACGUACCACCGCGGACCUCUCGACCGUGGUGCAGGACAUGGCCUACGUCGGGUUCUCCUCGGCAACAGGAGUCCUUUUCACACGCCACUUCGUCGUUGGCUGGAGCUUCGCGCUGGACGGGCCAGCUCCGAUGUUGAAUAUCUCGUUGUUGCCUGCCUUGCCACCGAUUGGACCCAAGUCACGGUCCAAAGUGUUGCAGAUCGUGCUACCCAUAGCAUCGGCCACAACGGUUUUAGUAGUGGGCAUCAUUGUUUACAUUUUGGUUCGAAGGCGUCUCAGGUACGCGGAGGUCCACGAGGACUGGGAGAAAGCAUUUGGGCCGCACCGAUUCUCUUACAAGGACUUAUUUCAAGCGACCAAGGGGUUCAGCCAGAAGAACCUACUUGGGGCGGGAGGAUUUGGAAGCGUCUACAAGGGUGUGCUCCGCAAGUCUCAUAUGGAGGUCGCCGUGAAGAGGGUGUCACAUGAGUCAAGGCAAGGGAUGAAGGAGUUUAUCAUGGAGGUUGCAAGCAUGCGACGCCUGCGCCACCGCAAUCUGGUGCCGUUGCUCGGUUAUUGCCGACGGAAGGGAGAAUUUCUCUUGGUCUAUGAUUACAUGCCAAAUGGUAGCCUGGAUAAAUAUCUAUACGAUCGUAGCAAGGGUACACUGGAGUGGCCUCAAAGAUUCCACAUCAUCAGGGGAGUGGCUUCGGGAUUAUCAUACCUCCAUGAGGAUUGGGAGCAAAUUGUCAUCCACCGGGAUGUCAAAGCAAGUAACGUACUCUUGGAUGGCGAGAUGAAUGGGAGGUUAGGGGAUUUUGGCCUAGCUAGGCUUUAUGAUCAUGGGUCGGAUGCACAAACCACACAUGUAGUUGGUACUAUGGGUUACCUAGCUCCUGAACUAGGACACACCGGCAAGGCAACCCCAUCUACCGAUGUGUUUGCCUUCGGGGCAUUCCUUCUAGAGGUCGCAUGUGGGCGGAGGCCGGUUGAGCAAGAUGAGAGAAAUAACCAAGUAGUAGUGCUCAUGGAUUGGGUUGUCGACCAUUGGCAUAAGGGUUGCAUCACUAAGGCGGCAGACAUUAGGAUGCCAAAUAUGUUUAGUCUUGACCAGGUGUCUCUAGUGCUAAAACUCGGGCUUCUGUGCUCCCACCCACUACCAAAUUCAAGGCCAACCAUGCGACAAGUCUUGCAGUACCUCGAUGGCGAUGUGCUCCUCCCAGACUUGUCGGCAACAUAUCUAAGAUCAACCAAGCUGGAGUAG